UCGAGCCCUCCUGCUUCCGGUCAAUUCACAACAUCCAAGAUGUCUGCCAUCGUGGAUUGCCUCGUUUCUUACGGUAGCGACUCGGAUUCGGAAAACGAGUCAACCUCUAAAACCGAUGUUGAUAUCGUGGACCCGAUGGAUCCGGACGCCACGGCUCACCUUAAACCUCUGGAUACCGAUCCUACGAUGACGGUGGCUGUUCUUAAUUCUGCCCCGGAGGUCGCCGUUAAGGAGGCUGUUGAGACUGGCACACACCUGGACCCUUCAUUGAAAGAAGUCACUUUCAAUCCCACAUUUGAAACCUUGUUUGCACCAGAGUUUGGUCCAACAAAUCCAUUUAAAAGCCAGCAGAUGGCUGCCCCCAGAAACAUGUUAUCUGGUUAUGCAGAACCUGCUCACCUCAACGACUUUAUGUUUGAACAGCAAAGGAGGACCUUCCACACUUAUGGUUAUGCUUUAGAUCCAUCUGUUAGCACACACCAGGUAUCCUCUAUUGGCUACAUUGGCGCAGUGGAUGAGGCUGAGAAAAAUAAAGGUCUAACUGUGUUUGAGACCGGACAGAAGAAGGCUGAGAAAAGAAAAAAGAUCAAAGGGGGAGAUGCAGGAGAUAUGGACAACUUCCUUGGACCAUGGGCAAAAUAUAUAGAUGAGAAAGAUUCUGCCAAACCUUCAGAGGAAGAGCAGAAGGAGCUGGAUGAGAUCAUAGCCAAACGGCAGAAGAAGGGGAAGAACGAGGAAGAGGCUCCCGCAGAAGAGAAAACCGUUCUCCAUGUUAAAGACAUGUAUGAUUACCAGGGCAGGUCCUACCUUCACAUCCCACAGGAUGUGGGUAUCAACCUGCGCUCUGUAGAUGGUCCAGACAAGUGUUACUUGCCUAAGAAACAGAUUCAUGUCUGGUCUGGACACACCAAGGGUGUCAGUGCCAUCAGACUAUUUCCUAGCUCUGGUCAUCUUCUGCUCUCCUCCUCCAUGGACUGUAAAAUCAAGCUGUGGGAGGUGUACGGUGAGAGGAGGUGUGUACGGACAUUCAUUGGUCACAGCAAAGCAGUGCGAGACAUUUGCUUCAACAACAGUGGGACGAAGUUCCUCAGCGCUGCCUAUGACCGCUACCUGAAACUCUGGGACAGUGAAACAGGCCAGUGUAUCUCCCGCUUCACCAACAGGAAGAUACCGUACUGCGUCAAGUUCAACCCCGACCAGGAAAAACAGAACCUCUUCGUGGCCGGCAUGUCCGAUAAGAAGAUUGUUCAGUGGGACAUCCGGUCAGGUGAGGUCGUUCAGGAGUACGACCGUCACCUGGGAGCCGUCAACACCAUCACGUUUGUUGAUGAGAACCGUCGCUUUGUGAGCACAUCGGACGACAAGAGUCUCCGAGUUUGGGAGUGGGACAUCCCUGUGGACUUCAAGUACAUCGCUGAGCCCAGUAUGCACUCAAUGCCAGCUGUGACGCUGUCUCCCAACGGUAAAUGGCUGGCGUGCCAGUCGAUGGACAACCAGAUCCUGAUCUUUGGAGCCCAAAACCGCUUUAGGCUGAACAAGAAGAAAGUCUUCAAAGGCCACAUGGUGGCUGGCUACGCCUGCCAAGUGGACUUCUCCCCAGACAUGAGCUAUGUGGUGUCAGGGGAUGCAGAUGGAAAGCUGAACAUUUGGGAUUGGAAGACCACCAAGCUCUACCAAAGGAUCAAGGCUCACGACAAAGUGUGCAUCAGCGCACUCUGGCAUCCGCACGAAACCUCCAAGGUCAUCACCUGCGGUUGGGAUGGACAAAUCAAACUCUGGGACUAGAUCUGUCCUGGUAUGUGUGUCUGGGGAGAGGGUUCUGCCAGAUGGUGGGAUGAACUGAACUGGUUCACUGUGGAGAGAUGGAAAGGGACUGAUAGUCCCAUUUAGGUUUUGUGAAAGCCACAGGACUGGUAUCCAGUCCUAUUGUGGCAACAUAUUUUUGUAUCCCGCCGUGAUAGCAAACAUAUGUAUCUAUACAAAGAUGACCACAUACACAUUUUUUAACUGCAAACGGCAGAUUAGAGGGGAACCGUGUCAUUUUUUAAAAUGUUUUGUUUCAAUUUGCAAUCUUUGUGGUAUACCUCUGUAAUCCUUGGUAACGAUUAUUCAUUUCAAUUGUGUGACCAUCCUAUUGUGGAAAUAAACAUUCUGUAAAUUUGA
This is a messenger RNA of Pseudoliparis swirei, 2163 nucleotides long. RefSeq names its product cell division cycle 40 homolog (S. cerevisiae) (gene cdc40). Lineage: Eukaryota; Metazoa; Chordata; Actinopteri; Perciformes; Liparidae. Gene Ontology annotation, cellular component: catalytic step 2 spliceosome. The coding region runs from base 40 to 1785 and encodes 581 amino acids. Gene Ontology annotation, molecular function: mRNA binding; protein binding. The record is from RefSeq and is a predicted model, not a curated record. The transcript has 15 exons. Gene Ontology annotation, biological process: mRNA splicing, via spliceosome.